AUGGCGAAGGAGGAGUGCAAGGCACUACUGGACGCGCUCAAUAAGGCGACUGCAUGCUACCACCACCUGGUGCUGACCAUCGGCGGCUCUGCGGACUCGCAGAACCUGCGAGAAGAGCUGCAGAAGACGCGCCAGAAGGCGCAAGAGCUGGCGGUGACCAUCCGCGCCCGACUGACAGCUCCGCUGCGCGACCGGGGCCUGGGCGCUGAGGAACGCGCCGAGUUCGAGCGCCUCUGGGUGGCCUUCUCUGGCUGCCUGGACCUGCUGGAAGCGGACAUGCGGCGUGCGCUGACCUUGGGCACCGAGUUCCCGCUGCAUGCGCCGCGGCGGCCGCUCGUGCGUACCGGGGUGGAAGGCGGCGCAGCGAGCGUAGCGGCGCGCGCCCUGAGCGCCCGCAGCCUGCGGCACGAGGCGGAGCGCGGCUUCGACGUGGAAGACGUUCACCAGCUGGAGCGGGAGAUCCUUCAGGUGGGCGAGAUGAUCCAGGAUAUGGAGAUGAAGGUCAACGUGCCCCGCUGGACGGUGCAGGCCCGGCAGGCGGCAGGCGCCGAGCUCCUGGCGAGCCCCAGCGCCGGCGUCUCCUCGUGGCGCGGUGUGUCCGUACAACAGCGCACGGGGCCCUGCGACCUGAGUAAGGCCCUGGCUGCCACCAUCUUCAGCGCCGUGCUGCUGGCGGCUGUGGCCUUGGCCGUGUGUGUGGCGAAGCUGAGUUGACCCAUACGCGAACGACCUCCGCCGCCACUACUCGCUACCCGGAGACAGCCCUCGGAGAACAUCUGCAACCGCCAGGACUAGGGAUGGGAGUGGGAUCUGGCAUGUUUAAGGGGAGCGAUUCUAAAACCCUGCGUGUGUACGUGUAUGUUUAUACGCGCGUUUCAAGCACACAUCUGCCUGGGCAGAACAUGGCUUCCUCUUGAUGGCCCGGGCGGAGUUAAUUUUGCGCGGGCCACCGGGUCAUUACCGCUAAUGUAUGCAGGAGCUUUAUCCCCUAU
Mesoplodon densirostris (Blainville's beaked whale) is the source of this 992-nucleotide messenger RNA. It is a transcript of the gene RGS9BP, whose product is annotated as regulator of G protein signaling 9 binding protein. Gene Ontology annotation, cellular component: photoreceptor outer segment; neuron projection. Bases 1 to 714 code for a protein of 237 amino acids. Lineage: Eukaryota; Metazoa; Chordata; Mammalia; Artiodactyla; Ziphiidae. Gene Ontology annotation, biological process: detection of light stimulus involved in visual perception; G protein-coupled receptor signaling pathway. The record is from RefSeq and is a predicted model, not a curated record. The transcript has a single exon.